Glossina fuscipes is the source of this 505-nucleotide messenger RNA. RefSeq names its product 40S ribosomal protein S29 (gene RpS29). The transcript has 3 exons. Bases 61 to 231 code for a protein of 56 amino acids. Lineage: Eukaryota; Metazoa; Arthropoda; Insecta; Diptera; Glossinidae. Gene Ontology annotation, biological process: translation. The record is from RefSeq and is a predicted model, not a curated record. Gene Ontology annotation, molecular function: zinc ion binding; structural constituent of ribosome. Gene Ontology annotation, cellular component: cytosolic small ribosomal subunit; ribosome.
UUGAGAUUAUUUGCCGUCCAUGUUUUUUUCCUUUUGCGUUUACGAAGUGUAAUAGCCAACAUGGGCUUUGCUAAUUUGUGGUAUUCUCAUCCUCGUAAAUAUGGUCAAGGCUCCAGAUGCUGUCGUGCCUGCUCUAAUCGUCACGGUUUAAUUCGUAAAUAUGGUUUAAAUAUUUGUCGGCAAUGUUUCCGGGAAUAUGCCAGCGAUAUUGGCUUUAAGAAGUUGGAUUAAGCACUUUAGCGCUUGACUCGGCUACUGAUUCUCAUAUUAAGGCGCAAAGUUUAACAUAAAAUUUUUAAACUCUGUGACUUAAUAUGCUUUAAAAAAACUUAUCAUUUUAGAGUUUAAAUAAGUUUCGUCAACACAGAUAUGUAGAUGAACGGAUAAGGAACUAUAGGUCUUAACGCAAAUCGUGUAUAAAGUUUAAAUGAUUUAUCACAAAUUGUUGGAGAAUUACUUAUUGAAACUUUCAAAUGAUUAAUAAAUAACAAGCUUAAAAAAUCUA